AUGUCAGCUCGCACAGUGAUCGGUGGUCGAUUGAGCACCUCUGCCCUUAGCUCCCUCGCCACACCCUCCACACGCAUCGCAUCCCAGCAGCUUCUACGUCUCCACUCGACCGUUGUCCGUCCCUCUCCGAACGUUGCGUCCAAGCUCUCCAUCCAACAAAAUGUCCGUCCUGCUCCCACAGUGUCGAGCCGCGCGGAUCUGCGUAUGAACUCCACCUCUUCCGCCGGUAAAGAUGAUGUGAAGCUCGACUGGAACUCUUUCUUCAAACUUCGCGCUUCCCGCCGCCGAUACUCCCUCGCAUCCUCCAUUGCGACCUCCCUCGUGUCUACUACCGCCGGUGUGCAGAUUCUGUCCGCACAGGAUCUUGAAUCUCUUGGUGCGCAGGUGAUGGGUCUGGAUCCGUUCGUCGUUUUGGGAAUGGCGACAGCUGCCUGCGGUGCCGUCGGAUGGCUCCUGGGCCCGAUUGUUGGCAACGGACUGUGGGGCCUGGUUUACCGUCGGUUUGCUCCCUCGGUAGCAACAAAAGAGAAGGAGUUCUUCGAUCGCAUUCGACGAUUCCGCGUUGAUCCCUCGACCAACUCCAUCGCUAACCCUGUCCCGGACUACUACGGCGAGAAGAUCGGUAGUGUACAGGGAUAUCGGCAGUGGUUGAAGGACCAGCGGGCGUACAACCGGAAGCGCCGAAACUUCAUUGCUUGA
Messenger RNA from Penicillium longicatenatum, 699 nucleotides. RefSeq names its product presequence translocated-associated motor subunit PAM17. NCBI's taxonomy places the organism in Eukaryota, Fungi, Ascomycota, Eurotiomycetes, Eurotiales, Aspergillaceae. Bases 1 to 699 code for a protein of 232 amino acids. Gene Ontology annotation, biological process: protein import into mitochondrial matrix. Gene Ontology annotation, cellular component: PAM complex, Tim23 associated import motor. The record is from RefSeq and is a predicted model, not a curated record. The transcript has 2 exons.